Messenger RNA from Ostrea edulis (European flat oyster), 17600 nucleotides. RefSeq names its product sacsin-like. NCBI's taxonomy places the organism in Eukaryota, Metazoa, Mollusca, Bivalvia, Ostreida, Ostreidae. The coding region runs from base 2250 to 15590 and encodes 4446 amino acids. The record is from RefSeq and is a predicted model, not a curated record. Gene Ontology annotation, molecular function: Hsp70 protein binding. The transcript is spliced from 12 exons.
CUCACAUGGAUAUAUAUUGGUAUUUAGUGUUGGUAGGUUUUGGUUCUUUUUGGGUGGAUUUUGGAUAAUGUAGUGAAUUUCAGUUAGUUGUAGCACAGUAACAUGGAGAGAGCUUGCUUGCUUCCUGAUAUCUAGUCAAUCACUUUUUAAGACAUACAUAUUUUUCAAACUCGCAUUGCACAUAUUUGUUUACAUUUUUGGUAGGAGUGUUUUAUAUGCUCACUAUAUAUGUCAUCUUCAUAUAUAGAUGUGUAAUUGUUUGCAAAAAGAGGAGACAUCUAAAUUCCUAAUAAAAAUGAUAAUUACAUUUAAAUCAUAAUUGUGCACUUCAUGUACUUUUUACAUGCAAAAUCUUUUCAUAUAAUUAUAUGGUUUUUGUACUUUCUGUCCAUAUCUGUAAGUCUGUCUGUCACAAAGUCUUAAAUUGUGCAUUAAAAUGCUUCUCCUCCUGUAUGGAUUAUCUGAUAAACUUGAAACUUUGUACAAUGCUUCAUUGCCAUUUGCAGAUGUGCACAUUGUUGGGAGAGGAUUUAUUGUUAUCCUAAAAGUUAUAGUGGUUCGAUCCAAGAGGGAUGCGGGUGUAAAAUAGCUUGUGACCAUUUCUCCUAGUUGCAAACAUAUUGGAGAGUCUUGAAUUUUUUUUUUUUUACAAUACUUCAUUAUCAUUAAAUGAUGUCUAGAUUUCUCUGACCCAGGUAUCUAAUAUUUUCCUAAAAUCUACAGUGGAUCAAAAACAAGUAUUUUAAGUGUUGUUUUUUUUUUUACCCUUUAUUGAAUAAUCUUUGUAAAAUUGCAUGUGCAAAAGUAAAGAUGCAUUGAAAAUUCAAUUACAAAAUUAAACAUUUCACUGGUUUGUUAAGGUACUCACUACACUAAAGCUUUAUGACACUAUGUUACAAGAUGACGAUUUAAAUGUUUUGGGAAAGUAUUUGUAUUGAUCGAUUUAUUCGUCUAUAACACCAUAGCUAAGUGGUUAAUUAAUAAAGCAUUGGGCAAGAGAGAGAGAGAGAGAGAGAGAGAGAGAGAGAGAGAGAGAGAGAGAGAGCAUUGGGCUGGUGAACUACAGAUCUUGAGCUCAAAUCCACCAGUCUUUUGUUCAUGUGUUGAAAUAAUAUUUUUGAAAAUCAUGUUUUUAUCCAAAUUUGCAUUUUUUGCUGUUUUUGGCAUACACACUUAUUGUAUAUCAUCAGAUCUUUUUUAAAAUAUUAAAUCAAUUUGUACUGAUUUGAGAAACUAUUUCCCGGUGUAGUGAGCCACCUUAAAUGUAAACAUAAAAAGACUCCAGUCUUUGUUUACAUGACACAGAAUGAAGGCUAAAAUUUUAUUCCUGCAUCCAGAAGGUUAAAAUUUUGGCUGUGAACACAGAUUCAGUUAUACUUUUCAUGUUUAACAUUUAAAAAAAUGAAAACAAAAUUAAAAAAAACAAAACAAAAACGUAAACGUCCUGCUUGAGAAUUUUUCACUUGUAUGGAGACGUCACCAUUGCCAGUGAAGGGCUGCAACAUUUAGGUCUAUGCUCGGUGCUUAUGCCCCUUUGAGCAGGGGUGGAUUAAUAUUGUGUCACACAUUUAGGUAAUGUCAUAUAACUGUAAACAAUGUCUCUAGAGGAUUUGGGUGUUGCUCAACCGGAAAUUUAAUAAAUCAAUGCAUAAGAUUGGGUCAUACUUCUUUUUGGACUAGAACAUCCAGGACUGAACUUUCUUAGGGUCGAGAUGUCUGUUAACCGUUUAUUCGUAUUUACCUGUCAAAGUCUUUUUGACGCUUAAGGUAUAGGAGAAAGUACUUUGACUUCAGAAUGAAUGUGAUUGUCAGAGGGAGAAUGAUGGACCGAAGCAUGCAUUUUGUAAAAUGAUUCUUGUGUUGUUAAAUCUUCGAGAAUCUUGUUGGAGAUGUCUGAUUCACGAAACAACUUAGCAUCAUCUAGCAGUAGCAGAUUUCACCCUUCUGGGAAAAGGAAGUGUAGCACGUGCGCAUGACUGUCAUCUGAUUUAUUUAUAUAAGAUAGCGACACCGAAAAGAGGGACAACAGUUGACAGAAAAUGGGAUAGGCAGUGGACGAUUUCAAGCAGGUUUACGCGGUACGCAUCAAAAGAUUGCACUGACGCCUUGAUCACCAAAUUAGAUACAUAAGAUACACAUACUGCGGAGAUAGAGUACACAAGAUGAUAAGGAAGCGAAGAGGAAUAGCAGAUUAAGGUGAAUAUCAAAGCAGACGAUAUUUGAAAUAUAAACCCAUCAGCAUCGACGCCAUGCCGCCCAAGAAGCGACAUGGAGCUAAGAGCCGAAAAACGUCUGUCACAGGUGUUAGAACUCAAGACGGAGGUGAGCAAGAGGGGUCAACAAAAAGAAAAGAUGUGGGUCAAAAUCAGACCCCUAUAGUUGAAAAUGAUGAACUCCCUGUGGUCACCAGUUUUCCACCCGAACCAAUUUCUGAGGGUAUCGGAGCUUCAUGGGAAGCGCAGCCUGGCUCAAGCAGGAUGGGCUCAGCAGUUUCAGCAAGAACUUCGAAGUUGAAGUAUAAGCAGUUCAAAAGGACCACAUUGCUGGAGGAGCUACAAAGUAUACUGACUGAGUAUCCGGAUAAUGAACAAAUUAUCAAGGAAUUAAUACAAAAUGCUGAAGAUGCGGAUGCACGUGUGGUCAAAAUUGGAUUUUGUCCCUCAUCAAAUUCAGAUCAUCUAGAGGAACCUUACAGAGAAUACUUGUCGGGCCCUGCUCUGUGCUUCUACAAUGACUCAAUAUUUGAAGAGGAAGACUGGGAGGGAAUUACAAUGGUCAGAAAGAGCAACAAACAAGACAAUCCACUCAAAGUUGGAAAAUUUGGAAUUGGGUUCAAAUCUGUGUUUCAUAUAACAGAUUCUGUAUGUAUAAUCAGUGGUGAGAAGAUCCUCUUUCUUGAUCCAUUACGUGAAUUCUGCCCAUUCAACACUUUAGAAGAAUUUACAAGUGAAGACAUAUGCGGUCCACGAGGGCUAGAAGCAUUAUACGGACUAUUUGAUAUCAGUAAAGAAACAGUUCAAAAUGGAAAAUUUGAUGGUAGCUUCUUCUGGUUUCCUCUUCGAAAGUCUGCCUCAAGUUUAUCCGACAAUAUUUACACACCUGGAAAAGCUGAAAAUCUUUUCAACUGUUUCAAAAAAGAAAUUGCCGUCGAAAUUCUGUUUUUAACAUCUGUUGAAGAAAUACGUGUAUUCAAGGUUACAGGAAACACUUUUGAAAUCGACUACUCUGUAUCAGUGGAUGCAAGUUGCUUGGAAAAAGUUAGGAUCGAAAGGACACAAUACAAAGAGAAGCUGAGAAAGCUAGAAGUAGAACUCUCAAGAGAUGAUCACGCAAUUCACAAAAAUCAUCCUAUUUUAAUGAAAACUAUCUUAGUGUUCAAAGUUCAGAUAGAAUCACGUGAAUCAUUUCAGAAAUGGCUUGUUGUCCAGUAUUUCCAUGCUGGUACUAUGAAUGAAAUGUUAUCUCAGAUGAUAAGGAAUCAGCGCUGUAAACACAGACCUUAUGGUGGCAUAGCGGCAAGACUUGAUGCACCCAUUCUAUCUGGAAAAAUAUUUUGCUCUCUGCCACUGCCUUCUACUCAUGAGAGUUCCACCGGAUUGCCGGUACAUGUUCAUGGCUGUUUUGCAUUAGACAGUAACAGGCAACAUUUGAAGUGGCCAUCUCAUGAUCAGACCGUAAGCAAUUCACACUUAGAAAGAGAUAUGACUUGGAAUGUUUUGAUGGUUGAGGAUGUUUUACCUAUAGUGUACAAAGCAUUCCUGAAUUCGUGGUGGGACGAUCUUAAAUGCGAUAUGAUCAACCAUUUAGAAAUGUUUUUUCACUACAUUCCGAGGCAAUCCAAGGUCAGAUAUCAAUGGAAGCGUAUUUGCGAGUUAGUCCAAACACAUAUUUUGAACUCAGAAAUGCCAUGUUUAAGAGAAGGAAAUUGGAUCAAAUUACAAGAUGCUUAUGUUGCAAUAUUCAAGGAUGACAUACCUAUGAAUAUGCAGCUCACUGUUAUGAAAUUGUUUGAGUUGUGUACCAACAAAACAAUAACCCUUGAGAAAAAUGGAGACCUGUAUGAUGAAUGGUUGAAAAUGGGUUUAGUUGCCCGAUGUACAAGUCCAAGUGAAACAAGACGUGUUCUAAAAACGUGUAAGGUCUACGAGCAAUUGUCUCCAAAAGAAAAGGCAGAUUUAUUGGUAUAUUGUUGCAGUGAUGGAGAUGUCGGUCUCUCAGAUUUGGAUGGAAUAGAGCUAAUUCCAGUGAGCAAUGGUUGUUUUGAAAAGUUUUCUAAAGGAAAAUCCCAGAACAGGUACUAUCUUUGUGAAGAAAAUGAACUUGAAUUGCUGGUCGGUAUGGAAACCUGUCUUGUCCAAUAUUACAGCACGGAAGUUGGAGAUGUUUUGAAAUCAUUAGCAUCAUCAGAGAUUUACAAUUUUCAACGCCUUGAUGAAACAGCUUUCUUCAAAUUACUAGACAAUGUAGCAUUAGCAAGGGGGAACAAUGAGAUACUGCUUGUAGAAAACAGUGGAGAAGUAUUUGGUGACAAAUGGUUACAAAGUGUUUGGAAGUAUUUGAAUACUCACUGUCAGAACACUCUUCAACCUGUUGCUGAUUUGCACCUCGUGAAAACAAAGGAUUGCAAUAUUCUGAGAAAAUUGUCAGAGUGCUUUAUUAGCUAUGAGGGCAUUGAUUCUUCCAUGAAAAAUAUUCUUGAAUAUUUUAACAUCUGGACAGUUGACUCUGAUUUCCAUGGACACCAUUUGAUGCAACCAGGAAAGGGCAUUGUAUUUCAAACAUCGGAUUAUGAGAAGGAAAAACUUCUUUUGCAGUGCAUCGAAAAAGGAAUUGACUCAUUCAAUUCUCUUUGUCCAGAAAAAGAGAAGGAAUUAUUUAAAGAGUUUCUACCCAAUACCACUUCUUCCUGUCUGAUCAGUGCAUUUCGAAAGUUGAAAAUGUUCAAAUGUUUCUCAAGAGUUAACAAAAUGGAGGGAUACGUCUCUGUAAAGGAAUGCAAUCUUGUCUAUAUUGGUAACAGGGAUUUUCCAAUCUCGUUUCCCCAAAAUAUGAUAAUUGCUUCAUCAAAAAAAGAAACGAGGUUGCUGAAGGAUCUUGGGUUGAAUUCAAUUACCCUUACUGAUGUUGUGGAGAUGUGCAUAAAAAAGAUAAAGCAAGACAGUCGUUUCUUAUAUGAGAGAGAAGAAAGAAGAAGAUUUUGCUUUUAUAUUUUAUCCAUGCAUUCUUCUUUAACAAAUUGGUCUAGUAUUCAAGCUAGUAUAGUUGAUAUCAAAUUUAUAGAAAAUGAAAAGGAGGAGACUUGCUCUGCCAAUGAACUUUACGAUCCAAAAGAUGAACUUCUGAGAAACCUUUUUUGUGGAGAAUCUAAAUUCCCUGCUGAAAAACGAGAAAAGAAGACUUUGCUAACUCUAACACACUUGCAAUUUCUAGGAAGAAACAGUGUAACUCUGAAGACAGAUGUUGUUGCCACAUGUCGGCUUCUUCAUAGUAAUUCAUUAAACAUCAGUCAAAGCUCAAAAAAGUCAAAAGCAUUGAUUCAAAUCUUCACGAUGCGUCCAGAUUUAUUCAACUCAGUUUACAACUCUAUCAAAGACUACAAGAUCAUGCACUAUCAAACGAAGAGACCAGAAAACUAUCCAACAUCGCUUGAAUGGUAUUCCAGCAAAAUGGACCUGGUUUCAAUAAAUGAGACUUAUUCUGAGGAAUUUAGACACAUUAUUGGUUCAGUCUCUCCAACAAUGUUGACAGAUUGGGAAAGUCUUUUAAUGUCCAAAGUCGGAUCAUCGGAAGUCAGAUCACCCUCGCCACAAGAAGUUAUACAGCAGUUUAGAAAAAUAACUGAAUGCUACUGUGAGGAAGAGCACGACGAUUACUACUAUCUGAUGAAAAAGUUGUAUCAGCAUGUAUCAAAACAACCUGAAAUUGCCUUUCAAAAAACCAUUUUGCCCGACAAGUGUAUUCUCACGGAACAAGGUUUCAUGAGACCAGAAAAUACUUAUAUUGAAACAUCCAAACAGGAUCUGAAUUUAACUCCGUACUUUGUUCCCUUGCAAAAAGAGUAUAAGACAAUGAAAGCGUUUUUUGAACGACUUGGCUGUAAAACAAAACAAACUUCUAGAUUGUUGGUUGAAGUCUUAUACAAAAUCAAGGACAGGCAUUCAUUAGAUACGCCAGUGACGGAUUAUGAUCAUGAUUUGAACAUUGUUCAGCAGGUGCUUAAAACAUUGACAGACAGGUUUACUAGUGAGUUGUCCAAAAUCAAAGAUGAAAUAAUUGUACCUAUUCACAAGGAUGGGAACAGAUUAAUUUUCCGACGAUCAGAAGAAUGUGUUUUUUCUGACAGAGAUUGGUUUAGUAGAAAAUUCACAGAUGACGACAACAUUAUUCUGGUGCACUCUAAAAUUGACAAAGAGGUUGCAAAGGUAGUCGGAGUGAGAUCAUUAAAGGAAUUCACAUUGUCUGAUGCGGAGGAUAUUCUUUCAGAGUUUGGACAAUCGGAACCUCUUACAUAUCGAAUAAAUUGUCUUUUAAAGGAAGGAUAUACUGACGGAUUAUCUGUUCCAAAGGAACUCAUUCAAAAUGCUGAUGAUGCUGGAGCAUCUGAAGUCUGCUUUCUUUAUGACGAAAGAGAAAACGUAGAUGCUAGAAGUUGUCUUUUAGAUCCAGGCAUGCAGAGUUGCCAAGGGCCAGCAUUGUGGGUUUUCAAUGAUGCAGAAUUUACAUCUGAAGAUUUUGAAAACAUCCAAAAACUGAGUGGUGCCACCAAAAAAGACAAACCUACAAAAAUAGGAAAAUUUGGGUUAGGUUUCAAUGCUGUUUACAAUCUUACGGAUGUUCCAAGUUUUGUGAGUGGAAAUCAUCUGGUAUAUUUGGAUCCUCACAGCAAGUAUUUGGGAAAUGCAAUUAUGAACAAAAAUAGCCCAGGAAUUAAGUUGAAUCUUCACAAUAAGUUAAUGCUUCAAAAACUGGAAAACCAGUUUAAACCAUUCCAAAACGUGUUCCACUUUACGUCCAGAGAGUUCCUAAGAGGAGAAAGGUUUAAUGGUACAUUAUUCAGAUUCCCUUUACGAACAAAAGAGCAGGCAGCAACAAGUGAAAUUCUUGGAAAAGCUUAUUCCAAGUUAGAAAUGGAAGAUUUAUUGAAAAUGUUCUGUAGAACAUGUGGAAACCUGCUCCUGUUCACACAGAAUGUUCAAUGCAUUAAAUUAUUUCACUUGGAUAGACAAUGUUCAAAUCCAGAUAAAGAGAUGGAACUAGUUCUUAGUGUUCAGAAAAACGAAAAAUGGAAUUAUGAUUCUGAACAAAGUAUCUUAUCUUAUGCAUCCAAAUUCUGCAAUCAGGCGGAGAACUGGACUGCAGUGUGCAAAUCACAAAUUAUUAUGAAAGGAAUUUGUCAUCCAUGGCUUGAAACAGGUGAGCCUACUAACCAGGUUGUUCCCUGGAUCAUAGCUUGGUCAACAGGGGUUUCAAAUACAUUGGAAGUCAUAAAAACCAAGAAUCAUGGUGCAUUGCCAGUUUCAUGUGUCGCUGUACCUGUGGACUCUGUUGACAAGAGCAUUACACCAUUGUUAUUCAAUGACUGUACUGACCACUUUGAAAACUUUGGAUUCUACGACGUAGGACAUUUAUUUUGCUUUCUCCCACUACCAAUACAAACGAAAUUUAACUUCCAUGUGAACGGAAUGUUUGCUGUAUCUUCCGAUCGGCAGAGAUUAUUGAUGCAUACGGAAGACGAUAAACACACCUCCGAUGAAUCUCUAUGGAACACAAGCCUUAUUUCCGAUGCAACUGUAGAGUCUCUCAUACAGUUAUUAUUGGAAUUUAAAAACAUGUCCUCAGAAAAAUAUAGGUUUACAAUACUGUGGCCUGUUGAAAUCAGUGACGACAUAUGGAAAGAAUUUCAAAAGCAAUUUUUCAAAGCUUUAGUUGAACGCCCACUGCCAUUGUUUAAAACCCACUGCGGGUGGAAAUCAUUUCAGGAAUGCUUGUUUUUACACCCGGAAAUAUAUGUAAAUGAGAAGCUAAAAAGCGUCGCAUUCAGAAUUUUAAGAAAUUGUCCCUUGGAUGGAAAGGUGAUAACAGAUCUACCUUGCAAUGUAUUUAAUACGUUUCAGAAUUGCAUUGGAAAAGAUUUUGAAAAGCACAUACUGACAUAUGAAAACUUUUUCAUCAAAUCUUUUCUGCCAUCUUUAUCAAGUUUUCAAAGACAAGAGUAUGAUGUAUUCGUUCUCGAAGCCAUAAAGAGCAAAAAUGAAAAUAUUCUUUCUGCAAUUAAUAGCAGCGAAUGCAUUAGGACGCGUGAUACUGAAAUUCUAAAAGUACCAGAAGAUCUUGUGCAUCCUGAAUCCCCAUUGAAAGAGAUAUUUGUUCCUGACAGUGAAUACUUUCCAAAUGAAACCUUCUGUAGCGGCGAAGUACUAGAUAUUUUAGUAACACUCGGAAUGAUGAAAGAGAGAAUUCCAUGGGACCGUUUACUACUUCAAACAAAGGCCAUCACCCACAUUGCAAGUUGUUGUUCUUCAUGUGCUGUCAUUCGGUCUCAUGAAAUUAUGAAAUAUAUACACACCGUUUUCAGUGAAAUCCCAAUGGAAGUAAAACAAGAAUUAUCCCACGUCCCUUUCUUGCCUGUCAAAAUCAAACCAAAAAACUGGCCAUUGAAAUGGUACAUCGAGGACAUGGAAAACCCCAAUAUUUUAAAGAAAUGCGCAGUUCACGGAAAGAGUGGUUGCGGUGAGAGCACGAAGAUUGGAUUCUUCGAAAAACCAUCAAAUUUAUAUUUUGAUUCAACUGAGAACUUAGUGGCUUGUACAGAGACCAUCCUCGAUCGUUAUUAUGAGGACGAGUCAUAUAAUUUUGUUUUGACAUCGCUUGGUGUAAAAUGUAAGAAGAAUGUUAAGCAAGAAACAUUAAAGCUUCAACUUCAGGCAGUGGUGGCAAAUCCGGAAAAUGCUCAAAAUAUUGCUGUUGAAAAGAUAUGUUAUGAUAUCUAUGGUGCCAUGGAAGAAUACCUAAUGGAGACAGAUUGGCAAGAAUUUGUUAAGAAAGAACUCUCUGAUAUACCCUGCAUCCUCAUUAACGGAAGUUUUAUUUGUGCAAAACAAGUAGUGUUGCAAUUAGAACACGAUUGCAGUCCUUAUUUAUAUGGAUUGCAGUCAACUUCUUUAAACCGAUAUUCAAAAUUCAUGGAAACUAUUGGUGUGCGAAAGAAGUUUGCUGCAAAGGAUAUAACUGGUACCAUACUGUGCAUCAAGGACAAUUAUAACGAACAACAAUUGUCAGAGACAGAAUUGAGUUUAGUUUGCAGAAUAGUGAAUCUUCUAGAGCAAUACGAAGAACUUCCUGCUCUUGACCUAUAUCUUCCUGAUUCAAAAGGAUAUUUUGAGCCAUUGUCAUCUCUGUGUAUUGACGAUUGUGACUGGAUACCUACGAGUGAUUCCAUGAUGUUUUUAAACGAAAAAGUAACACCAAAGGUUGCAAAGCUUCUUGGUGUCAAAUCAAAACGGACACAAAAUAUCAUGGAUGAUUCUGAAGAAUUCGGAGAUGAAUUCGGACAGUAUCAAGAACUAACAUCUAGAAUAAGAUGUAUCCUUGAUGGGUAUCCGGAAUGUAGUAUAUUGAAAGAGUUACUCCAAAAUGCGGAUGAUGCCGGUGCAACUGAAUUGCAUUUUGUCAUUGAUUAUAGAAGUCAUGGGACAGAACAUGUUUUUAGUGAGGAGUGGAAAGAAUUACAAGGUCCAGCGCUGUGUGUGUAUAAUAACAGUGCAUUUUCAGACGUUGAGUUAAAAGGAAUUCAGGAUUUGGGAACUGGAAGCAAGAAAAAUGAUGCCACUUCAUUGGGACAAUAUGGUGUUGGGUUCAAUGCUGUCUAUAAUAUCACAGAUGCCCCUUCAUUUUACUCACGUGAUGUAAACCAGUCAAUGGAGACGUUGUGCAUUCUUGAUCCACAAUGCAAAUACAUUCCAUGGGCGUCAGAAAAGAAACCUGGGAGAAUAUUUAGAGAUGCUUCGAAAGUUCAAGAAAAAUACAAAGACAUCAUACCAUGUUACCUCCAAGAUACUGAAUUAUGGAAAGGAUCGCAAGGAACGUUAUUUCGCUUUCCUUUACGAACGGAAGAGUCCAAAUUGUCAUCAAGACGUUUUUCAUGCGAUGAUAUAGAGAAAUUGCUUAUGAAGUUCACAAGGGAGGUCCCCGAAUGUCUUCUUUUCUUACAAAAUACAAAAACUGUUAUAUUUUCAAAAAUAACAGCUGAUGGGGCCUUUAAACAAGACUAUUGUGUUAGAGGCAAACAUAGUACAACUGAUUGUUGUGAACUAUUUUCAUCAAUUGUUGAAGCCGUGCAGCAAAUGAAAAAAAAUCCAAUAUAUGCAUGCACUAUGCAAAGAAAGGAAGUAAAAACUAAAUUGACGCUAGAUAUCAAUGGCAAGGAAAAUCAGGAAUGGUUAAUAGUUAAAGGAUUUGGAUUUUUGGACCAAUUAAAUAUUUCAGAAGUGAAAGAUGCUUAUGAGAAGAAGAAAUUGGCAUUGCUUCCAAUUGCGGGUGUUGCCAUAUUUCUUAAUAGAUCACAAGUCAAUGAGAAAAAUAAAAUAAAACUUUCACCUUUCAAAACUUACUGUGGUCUACCGCUACCAGAUGAAUCAGGCUUACCCGUACAUGUCAAUGGGCAAUUUGCAUUGGACAAUGAGACUCGCAAACACAUUGAAUGGACAGAGUCGCAUGAAUUGAAGUUUCAAUGGAACAGAUGUCUGAUUGAAAAUGUAAUCGCUCCGACCUAUGCAUGUGCAAUUCAGCAUUUUAGAGAUGAAUUGUUUCCUACUAAUAAGAGAAAUUGCUCCAGGGAGAUGUUAGAAAAAUUUCACAACAUUUUCCCUGUUUUACGGACUAUAUCGAGAAAAGAAAGCUGCUAUGUCGCAAAAAUGUUGUAUAAAUGCCUCUACUCGCAAAGGUACCCAGUAUUUCCAAUUGUAAGAAGUUUAUCAAAUGAGGCAAAAAAGAAUGAAAGCAUAUUGGUAAACGCCAAGUCCACAGCAAAUGCAGUUACUAAGGAUUCAUUCGAAGUAUCCUGGACAGCAUUACCGAGAGAUUAUAUGUCAUUAUCACAGCCAUUAUUUUACAGUUCAAAUGAAGACCAUAUUGUAGAAGUAUUGAGAGAUUUAGGAAUGACUCUGAUAAACUUUCCUUGGGAGAUUUUAAAAAGCAUGAUAGACGCGGACUUAGAAGUCGGGAUUCUUUCACCAAAUGAUGUCGUCUCAUUUCUUAAAACUUAUAGAAUGAGAGGAAAUGAUGGAUGUGCCCUUUCUCAAAUCAAUGUUCCAGUGUCUUGUACACAAUUAAAAAGUGAGGAGAGAGUACUCAAGUUGUUAGAAUACUGUGAAGGCAGGUGGUUGACAAUACGCCCAGAUUUUUUGACAAUACGCCCAGAUUUUGAAAACUGCCCACUUCUUCUUUCUGCAGAUGGAUAUAUAAGAAGAUUUUCAAAAUGCAAAAGAUUAUACAUGGUUCACUUUCCAUCUCUUUUCCCGAAAUCAGCUGAAGAAAUUGUCCAUCCAAAACUGUUCUCUUUCUUUUCAGAAUCUAGGCAAUUUGUAGAUUUUGUUGAAAAUCUAACAAUAGAAGACAUUUACAGACAAGUUCAUGCCAAUAUUACAUACAACUUUUGUGUUGGCAAAACCAUACCAUGGCCAAGCAGCGUGCCUGAGUUACCAGACAAAGAAUGGAUAUCUUGUUUUUGGUUACAAAUUUUCAAACUUUUUAAACAUCGAUAUGAGAGGGCUGAUGAGGAGCUACAAACAAAACUGCAACACCUUUUAAAGCAGGGAAAAAAUACAAAGAAAAAGGAAAUCAUUCUAUGUCAAACGUCUCUUACAAAUCUUGAAAAAAAUAUACUGGAAUCAUUUUGCGCAGAGCUGUUAAAUCAAAUGGGAAAUUUCAGUUGUAUACCAGUUUGCAUAAAAGAAAGAAAGACGUGUAAACACUUUCUUUUUCCAUUGAAAAAAUGCAAUGCAGUUUUAUUUGUUAAAGAAACUCGAAGACAGGAAGAUGAAAUCCUAACAUCAAUGAAAGUUCCUGUAAUCCAUUCUGAAUGUUCGCCAAUACAACUGUAUGCCGUUUCAGAUAUAUUAAGGACUUUAAUGGCAACAGUGGACGAAAGUGUUUCAAUACUAAACUGUAUUUACACCAACAAGAAUGAGUUGCAAGUGGACUAUUCUGUAUGCCACAAUUUGUUGAAUUAUUUUCAAACCCAUGCCAAAGAUUUGUUGGAUGAGAGAGAGAACAAAGAUAAAUUGCUUUGCCUUCCAAUAUUUCAAUCAAUUUCAAAGAAAGUCGUGGCUGUAAAUGAUAAAACAGCAAUAAUUGUGCCAGAGGAAAUUCCCGAAGAAGGAUUAAGUCAUUGGUGUAAGAGAGAAGGGAUUGAAUUUAUUUUAGAAAACAGACAUUUGCAAAGUCUUUUCAAUGCCUUGAGAUUCCCUGCAGUAGACAAGCAUGGUGUAUAUAUUAAACAUAUACUUCCGAACUUCGAAAGCUUACCUCAUGAUGCUGUUAUCCAACACAUGAUAUUCAUUAGGGACACUAUUUUGCCUCCUCUUUUGAAUAAUAAAGAUAUGAAAUGUAAUCUGGAUAAAGUAAAACGUUUGUUGCAUGAAAUAGCGUUCUUACAAAUAGCAGAUGGAACACUUGUAAGACCAUGUCAGCUUUACAACCGUCAUUCAGAAUUAUUCAUGCUGAAAAACCGGCUCUGCUCGGAAUCAGAGUUGCCUCCUGAACCUUAUCACACAAAAGAGUGGGAAAGCUUUCUCAUAUUUUGUGGUAUGAAAAAUGACUUCACAGAAGAAGUUUUCUGUGAUUUUGCCAGUAGAUUACAGGCAUUAGGAGACGCACAUGGUAUAACCAAAAUAGUUAAGGAAAAUUCACGUCGACUGAUUGGAAUUCUCAAGGAAACCCCAGACCUUUUGAAAAAUAAUCGAUUUGUCAACAAAAUGAAAAACAUUCGAUUUCUUUGUCCUCAACAUCCAGAACCAUUAUGCAAAAUGUUACUUCCUGAAGCUAAAAGCAAUGAAACACUUGUUGCAUAUAAUAACUCUGCCUAUUCACAUAGUCUUCAUUUGGUGUGGUCCAAAAUGAAUGUUAUAUCUGAAAAUACAAAUCCCUUCUGCAGCCAGGAAACGUCUGAUCCUUCAAAACUACUCGGCAUUUCUGAUCCUCCUCCAUUGCAAACUGUUGUCGCUCAUAUUACGUCAUUAUGCAAUAAUAUUCAGUCGGAUUUUAGUGAAAAGAUAUGCAGAGAAAGUGGUGUAGAAGAAAACUUUGCAAAGAUAAUGGAAGACAUUUACAGAUAUUUGGAGAAAUAUGGAACAACGUGGUCUGAAAAAAUAUUACAUCAAGUGCCAUUCAUUUUCUUGAGAGAACGUAAAAUUCUUGUCACAGCAGAUCGUGUAGUAUUGCGUUUAAGGGAAGAAGAUGAAAUUAUUCCAUAUCUAUGCAAACCGUCAGCACAUUUUGGACAGUUUCAUACAUUAUUGGAAAAACAUGGAUCCCAUACCAAGGUUAAAAGCAGCCAUUGUGCAAGCGUUUUAAAAGGAAUAUACCAAAAAUCAAAGGGAGAUAUUUUAGAGCCUAGUGAUAUUGAACGUGUUCAGAGAGCUAUCAGAUUGUUAUUUCAAACUAUCGAAAUCAUGAACGAUAUAGAUUUCACUGUCACAAAUUUGUUCCUACUUACAAGAAAAAAUAAAUUAGAAGACAGUAGAAAUAUGAUUUUUGUGGAUAAUGUACAUCUUGAAAAGAGAAUUAGUGAAAAUAAGCUGAAAUCUGAAUAUUUUGUUGGAUUUAAGAAUCUUAAAAUGAAUGUCAUGGAUCAGAUGACAGAAAUCAAGUUUCUUCCGGAAAGGUGUAGGCCUCUAUUACUUUCUGAUCUUAUCAAAGAAGAUUUAACAGUCGAAAGUAGACACACAGUAUUGAAUUCUGACUCGGCUCAACACUUGCAAAGUUUUCUUCAUAGUGUAGAGUUCUUUCUUGGAAUAUGUCGUUUAAUUCUUCAUGAAUGUGCGGAAAACGAAACUGCGUUCUCCCGGGACGAACAGAUUGAUGUGCAAACUAAGCUCCAGGCAAUUCAUGUAGUACAGUUAGAAGAUCUCAAAACUGUUCUCAAGUAUAACGAUUCGGAAUUACCAAAAACUGAAGAGGAUACAUCAAUAUUCACCAAAAUGGUCAGUGGAGAUGAUUUCUCACUCUGUCUCUACUUUAAAAUGGGGAGGGAAAUGGACAUGAAUUUGUGGAUAGCGGAAAAUUCAGUACCGUUAUCAAAAACUUUAAAUUGCUACCUCAGCAAAGGCUUGGGAAAUCAAACAAUUUGUCUUCCCAGCAUUCUAGGAUGUAUAUGUAAUGCACAUUUGAUCUCAUCUGUUCUAGAUAGACUGAAGAUCGUUCAGAUUGAUAUGAAACUACCUGCAGUUUCACCGUUUAUGCCAGAAAUAGGAGCAGAAAUCCCUGUAUCAUGUCAUUACUUGGUCAACAAUUCGUGUACAGUGAUCGCUAAAAAUGAAUAUAUUGCGUAUGAAUUGUUUGAUCCAAUUGUUGAUGAGGAUGACCCUGGCGUUUGUAAUUUAACACCUGUGUACAUAUUUGCCAAAGUAGUAGAAACAUUAAGCCAGUCAACAUCUCAGAUUCCAGAUGCAAGUAAUUGGCAAAUGAGAUAUAAAGUAAAUGUUGGAGGUCAGGUAAUUGUGUCAGAUGCAUCAAGGGUUUAUAGCUUUCUGGAGAAUGAUAGGAGAAACGCAGAGACAUGUGAUAAUGAUGUGGAUGAUACAACAGCAUUGCAUGAAGAUGAUGACCAAGUGAGAAUUCACAUAAGAGAUGUAAUGAAAAAUGCAAUCAAAAAAUCUAAACCAGAAUUCAGAAGAAGUUUUAAAAGGCUUUAUCUUCAGUACCAUCCAGAUGAGCACAUACAUAACAAGGGUUAUUUUCACCGAUUAAUUCAAUUUAUCUGUUUCGUUCACAUGAAGCUUGAAAGAAAAGAACCGGUAGAAAAUGCUGAUAUUCUCACUACUUUCGAAAGAGAUGAAGAGCAGUACAUGAUUCCAGUCCUUGAACGUAUUUGCAGUGUUCGAUUAAAUGAAUACAGAAAGAACCGACAAGAAUGCCAUGAAAAAUGCAACAGUUCAUUUUUUGAAAAUUUUUGUUUAAGAGGUCCCCAACCUGGACAAUCUAGGCGAUGGUUUAGACAAGCAGAAACAGAUUUCAAGGCCGCCUCCACUGAUGAAUAUGAACCAAACGCUUAUAACUGGGCUUGUUAUAAGUGUCAUCAGGCAGUCGAAAAGGCUUUAAAGGCUCUACAAUACCAAUUAGAUGCUGACAAAGUUUCUUUGAACAUGCACAGUCUUUCUACCAUGGCUUCCACUCUCGCUGACGUCAAAUUAUCUGGCCUUGUGGGUCAGUUGGAAGGCAUAACAGGGGACUACUUUUGCAUGCGAUAUCCAGAUGCUGUGCAUGAAGGACACAUAUCUUCUGAUCUUUACACAGAGGACCAAGCAAAAAGAGCCAUCGAACGUACCAGGGAAAUCUUGCAGAUUGUGAGGGAGAGGUUACGUAGUUCCUGAAAUAUUAGAAUCUUGCUGCAUCAUCCUCCUGACCGUGAAGACCAUGGACGUUGUUGCAGCGAAGCGUGACGAAAAUGUUAUAAUGUGCAGGUUAACAUGAUGGACAUCAAACAUUUGUUAUAGUCGUGAAGGAUUGUAACGUCCUUUUAGAGAAUUAAACAAGAUUGUUUGUGACCUUUUCUAAGGUUGCAACGGUAUGUAUUUUCUCUUCAGUAUUCCAUGUACAUGUGGGUUUUUUCCUUUCAUUGUAAUCAAUACUAUCCAAGUUUGUUUAUCACAUGUGUGUGUCAUAAAACUAACUAGAUGAAUGCAUGAUAUGUUUAGUGUAUCGCUGAUAUACAUGUAUACUGGAUGUGACAACACUUACGACUACGAGUUUUAUAAGGUUUGAUUAUACACUAGCCUUUUUAUUGUAAAUAAAUAGAUUUUAUGGAAUGUAUGUAGAAAAGUACAAUGUAUAUAGUCUGUAUAAUUACGUGUCAUCUAUUGUAACAUUUGUCAUAACUGUAUUGGGAGUCUUUGUGCAACUCUGUGGAGUAUAUGAAUGUAUACAUGUAUGCUUGUAGAUGUAUUUUAUUCACAGCUAUUGUAAAUCAAAAUAUACCAAUCCUUGAUAUCAUUUCAUAAAAUCAAUGCCGUGCUGUAUUUAUAUACAGGUACCGAGCAUUACGAAUGGGCGUUACUUUUUUACAGAAGCAAAGGGGUCCUAAUCAGAUUCAAUAAUUUUGCUAGCACGAGAUCAUUACCAUCUUGCAUUCACGUACUCGUUUACAUUGCUGUAUACCGGCUAUACUGAUGUCAUCACAUAACAAUUUCUUUGAUGAUUUUAUAGAAUAUAUGUAGAAAUGUAUAUAAUCUGUACAAAUAUGCGUCAUUUAUUGCAUUAGCCUUGACCUUUUUGCUGUAAAUAAAUAGAUAUUAUGGAAUAUAUGUAGAAAUGAAUAUAAUCUGUACAAUUACGCGUCAUUUAUUGCAGCAUAUAUAUAUAUAUAUAUAUAUAUAUAUAUAGCCUUAACGUUUUGUUGUAAAUAGAUAAGUUUUAUGGAAUAUAUGUAGAAAUGUUAAUAAUAUGUACAAUUGCGCGUCAUUUAUUGUAGCAUAUAUAUAUAUAUAUAUAUAUAUAUAUAUAGGAAAUACAUGUAGCUCUGCAGGUCGUGAGUUCAACCCCGGGAAGGGGUGAAAGUGAGUAUCAAUAGAUAGUGAAUUUCUCUGUGUAUUAUAUGUAUGAUUCGUCUGUGUGUAUGCAUGUUACCAAUGUCGCCUAUCGAAUUAAUAUCCCUUGUAUGUCCUCCAUUUUCUGUGUGGAUGGCGUGAAUGCGUGUAUCUUUUAUAAAAAUGGUAAGAAAUUGUUAUUCGUUGUUUUACAACUUAAAUAAAGCUAAUAUUUUGCAACAAGUAUUCUUUGGUCGGCAUAAUCUAGUGACCGUGCAGAUCGUUAGAAUUUGCCGAUCAAAGAAUACUGGAAUCAAGAAUAACAAGUGUUAGCAGAAAUAUUUUAAAUACACUGUACAUAUUGCAGAAUUAAAUUAAUGUUAUUUUUUGCAAAAGUUGACAUAAUCACAGUGAAUUUUAUCGUUCAACUGUUGCGCAUAUACAAACUUUUAAUGUACUUAUAAUAGCAAUACCACAAUAUUCUUGAAUGUAAAUUUCCCAUGAACAUUAAUGAAUAUUGAUUUAUCGUGCAUGUACAUGUACAGUGUAUAUUGCUAGGUACGAUUGAUGAUGUUCUAUGGAAUAGAGUGUAAUUUAGUGGUAAUUACAUGCCGUAUGUGAAUAUUGAAAUAUUUCAAUAUGUUUAGAUUUGAUGUAUUUUAAUGUGUACACUAUUAUUGUAAACUUGUACUAAUUAUGAUACUGUAGAGUUUAUAAUGAAGUUGUUAUUUUCUCAAUUGGGAAAAUAGAACUUCUGUAUUUAUACUUGUGACAUGUAUGCUAUGUUUAUACAUGUAAUGAAAUUAGAAAUCUUAAAUGUAAAUGAUGGUAUGAAAUUAAAAUAGUUUGAAAAUAAAA